Penicillium odoratum is the source of this 1101-nucleotide messenger RNA. RefSeq lists its product as uncharacterized. The transcript has a single exon. The record is from RefSeq and is a predicted model, not a curated record. Lineage: Eukaryota; Fungi; Ascomycota; Eurotiomycetes; Eurotiales; Aspergillaceae. Bases 1 to 1101 code for a protein of 366 amino acids.
AUGUCCGCAGUCACCGCGCAUUUGAUGCGCCGCAGUGCCGAGCUUGCCUCAGGUCACCUGCAAGCGCUUAAGCAUAAGCCCGAAGAUGAGCAGACCCCCGGUGGCCUGGUUGCUCUAUUUAUCUUAUCAGCCCUGAUCCUUGCGUUGAUGGCCGGGGCUAUCGAAUACACCUACGGAUUGGUUGUCUCAACGCUGGCCGCGAUAGAAGAUUCCAACCCGGAUAUCUACGUUCGCAUCGACAACAACAACGAUGAUAUCGCCAAGCCAUACGAUCCUAACGACCCUGAACCCGCUGCAGUCCCCUCUCCCAAGCCCAUCACUAGCAAGCUGCGUACUACCGUGAAGCACCUGCGGAACCGUGCCGGUUUCUGGUCGCGUUUCCGUGGCUUGAGCAUGUACUUGGCCUGGAGCAUGGCCCGGGGAAUCCUCUCCGCCAUCAUUCCCGUUUCAUCUAGCUCCUUCAUCGGCCAGUUCUUCGUGCAGCCCUUUGUCGGCGUUCUUCUAUCUACCUGGCAGAUGGCCUGGGUCCACAUCGUCAUCACGGAGCCCUCCCCGAAGCGCUUUUACCAGCGUAUUCCCAGCUAUCGUGCCUGGCUCAAGAUUGCGCCUGCAGCCCUGUUGAUGGAGUUGUUGACAGCUGCCUUUUUCUUCUUGCCCAUGUCUAUCGCCCAGUUAGUCGGUGCAUUCAACAUCACCCCCGGAAACGACAACAGCCUCACUGAUAUGUGCCGGUGGAUGGCUGUGGCUGCCAUCCCUGCUAUCUUGUCCUUCGUCGUCCUUCUCCCCGCUCGCGUGAUCUUUAUCCGUGUUGCGGCAUCCAUGCUUCCCGAGGACCAGGAGACUAUUGUUCCAUUCGAUCGCUCUUUUGGUGGCAAGGUGCAACCAGCGAUUGUUGGCGGCAGUGGCAAGAUCGGCUUGCUGGAGGCCUGGAAAAGCUUUGACUGGGCUGGCCGGGUUCGCUUUGCCAAGGUGGUUCUCAAGACCUUUGCCAUGGAAAUGGCUGUGUGGGUGUUUGCCGCCCUUGUUCUCGGUGGGCAGCUUUUCAUCAUGAAGCCCAAUGGUCCUGGCAAUGGAUCUCCCGAGAAGCCCGUCAUUGGAUAA